AUGGAUACAGUUGGAAUUUUGGUAUGCUACAAUGGAAGUUGGGUUAAGAAGGAUAACAUUAAGAGUUAUGAAGGUGGGGAGGCUAAAGGCAUAAUAGUGUCACGGAACGUAACGUUUUCCGACCUUGUUCAACGCAUUUAUAAGAUCAUGGAUGCAGAGCCCACGAAAUAUAGUGUCACAUUGAAGUAUUCAGUUCCUGUAUCCGUAUCUGUCAGUAAGCACAUAAGGGUUGAAGACAAUGAUGAUGUUCAAUAUUUUCUCAAGUACAACACAAAUGUUAUGGCCUCUAAAGUAACCCCUUUAGUAGCAAGCUUGAAAAAUAUCGAAGGUCAUGGUAUUGAAGGGUGCAAUGGCAUUGUAAGCGUUGAGAGUAGCAAUGCUCCUGCUACCUUUGUUGUGGAACGAAGAAAUGUGGUAAUUUCGGACAAUGAAACUGAAAAUGGUGGGAAUGGUUUUAAUUGGAGUGAUUGGGUUCAAGAAGUUCAUUUUGAAAGCGGUGAAAACAUAGUUGCUGAUUUGUAUCAACCUAGCAAUGAAGAGGAACCGUACUCUGCACCAAUUGUGCAUCCUCAUGAGGACAGCAAUGCGGAACCCUCCACUGUGCAGUGUAGACAGGUGCAAUCUGAACCUCCCCGGCAAUCAAGUUCGAGUGAAAUGCAUACAAUUCGGGUUGAUUCGAAGCAUGGUGAGAGUGUGGAAUAUAUUGGUUAUGGUGGAGGCCUUUCGUGCAUAAAUUGGGAAGCAAAUUUGAAGGUUGGCCGAGUUUAUCCAAAUAAGAUUGCCCUUUUAAAAACCAUCAGUUUAGUAGCAAUUAGAGGCCACUUUUGGUUCAGAACAGUCCAAUCUGGGAAGCGUCGGUUGUGUGUUCGCUGUUGGCAGGUGCCUUGCCCUUGGAAAGUUCGGGCAUAUAAAGUUGGAUUACAUGAGUUUAAGGUUGUUAAAUACGAUCCACUUCAUGAAUGUGAUCUGAGGUUUGUAAGUAGUCACCAUCCUCAAGCUACGGCCGAAUUGGUGUCUGACUGUGUUAAAUGGAGAUUUCAGGAUUCGCGCAGCAUUUAUACUGCAGCUGAUAUAAAGACAGAUGUGAAAAAAAAAUUUGGUGUCAGCAUAAGCUACUCUACAGCUUGGAGAAGCCGAGAGUUAGCUUUCAAAACAAUGAGAGGGUCUGCAGAAGAGUCGUAUUCCCUUCUCCCUUCCUAUUGUUAUGAAUUGGAGCGUACAAAUCCGGGAACUUUGACAUACAUUCAGACUGAUGCAGCCGACCACUUCUUAUAUUUUUUUAUGUCAAUUGGUGCAUGGAUACGAGGAUUUAAGUCGUCAAUGCGGCCCGUGAUUGCUGUUGAUGCUACCCAUUUGAAGUGCAAGUAUAAAGGUGUUUUGUUUGUUGCGACCGCAUUUGACGGAAAUCGCAACAUAUAUCCUGUUGCCUUUGGGAUUGGAGAUUUGGAGACAGAUGCAGCAUGGGAGUGGUUUUUGAGAAAAUUACAUUGUGCAAUUGGUGAUUGCUCGAAUCUUGUUGUCAUAUUUGAUCGCAAUGUUAGCAUACAACAUGGGUUGCGUAGAGUUUUUCCUGGGGCAAGCCAUGGCAUCCAGAAGUGGUCUCGGGCCCACUGUGAUGGACGACGAUAUAAUGUGAUGACAACGAAUAUUGUGGAGUCCAUUAAUUCAGUUCUUCGUUUUGCAAGGAUGCUUUCGGUGCUACACUUGAUCGAUGAAAUCACAAAUCUACUUCUCACUUGGUUUAGUCAACGUCGAGAUUUAGCAAUGAAAUGUUAUUCUACAUUGUGCCCUGAUUUGGGUGAACAGAAGUUAAGGAAGAGGUUAGACGCUGCGUCAAGGAUGAAUGUGGUCAAAAUCAAUGAUGUCGAGUAUAAUGUUCUGGAUGGUGAUUUGAACGGUCUGGUGCACUUGGCAAACCGUAGUUGUAAGUGCAGGAAGUUUGACUUGGAGCAACUCCCGUGCAAGCAUGCUAUUGCGGUAUGUCGGCACUUGAAAUUGAACCCCUACUCCUUUGCCUCUUCUUAUUAUACACGAGCUACAUGGGCAGCUGCAUAUGCUGAAUCUAUUUAUCCUGUACCACCUAAAGGCACAUGGGUUAUUCCCGAACAUUUGAACAAUGUCAAAAUCCUUCCUCUUGUUUGUAAGGUUAUGCCGGGCCGUCGCAAAAUGCAAAGAAUACCUUCCAAAGGAGAGGACUCCAGGCAAAAAAAAUGCUCAAGGUGUGGUGUGAAGGGCCACUACCGAAAUACAUGCAAACAAUCUGUCCCUCUCAAGAACUGA
This is a messenger RNA of Prunus persica (peach), 2280 nucleotides long. RefSeq lists its product as uncharacterized. NCBI's taxonomy places the organism in Eukaryota, Viridiplantae, Streptophyta, Magnoliopsida, Rosales, Rosaceae. The record is from RefSeq and is a predicted model, not a curated record. The transcript is spliced from 2 exons. The coding region runs from base 1 to 2280 and encodes 759 amino acids. Gene Ontology annotation, molecular function: zinc ion binding; nucleic acid binding.